CUUUCAUCCACUCUCCAUCCUCCGAUCACUUCACCAGUGAUGAGUGCCGCAUCCUCACUUCCAUACAAUUCUACAACAAUAUCUAUCUUCCAAAGAACCCAUCUGUCAAUAUGACAUAACAGGGCUAUCAGACUGGGCCUCCCGAAUGGGCUGAGCCCUGUACUUAUAUCCUCUCUGAACUAUUUAGGUUUAGUGUACGAAGAGUUGAGAUUUACUCAUAAUCACGAACCACUCGUGAGUCGAGGAAUAGAAGAUAUCAUGUAAUUUGAGUAGGAUGUGCAGUUUAUGCUUCGUAUACGGCCAAUCUUCGACCUCCAUUCAUAGGAGCGCGUAAGUCCUACGAUGUGUCGUUUCGCAGGUAUAUAACAUGUUGUAACCAGCGGCGAGUUUAACUCAACAUCAACCUCGACAUCCUAUCUCCGUGUCAUCUUUCACUAGCCUACGACAAGAUGCAUUUCAGACAGUUGAUCUCAGUCUCGUUUCUUAUCUUCAAAGCAUCGAACGCUUGUCUCCACGACCAUGUUCCUGCACCGCAACUACGAGAUGUGCAAGAGGCUCUCCGUAAGCGCGAUGUACCGGCCUCCGUCAAGACGGCCAUCCAGAAUGUGCGAGUUUUCGAUGGCUAUACGAUAGGAGAGCCUCAGACCGUCAUUAUAGACGGCGAGUACAUCACUGACUGCGAUGAUAAUGUCGUAAAAACUAUUGAUGCCGGCAAUCGCAUCCUGAUCCCUGGUUUAAUCGACGCGCACGCUCACGUGCAAUCAGUUGAAGGCUUAGAGAAUAUGACUGCAUAUGGCGUUACGACCAUCUUCAACAUGGCCUGUCCUAGUUACGAGCUUUGCGACACGCUCAAAUCAAACCCGGGCCUAGCUACCCUAUUCGCUACCAUGCUACCUGCUCUCGCACCGUCUGGAGGGAACGCAGCGCUCAAUCAAGCACCGGCCUGGCUGCCUUUAUCCCCCGGCGAGGAUCCGAAGUUCGUCGUCGAUUAUUCCUUCGGCAAUGGUUCCGACUAUUUCAAGAUCGUGGGUGCGGCUGACGGUCCAACCCAAGAUCAACAGAAUACAAUAGUCGAAUACGCGCACUCUCUAGGCCAUUUCGUCGUCCAGCAUGCGCCCAGUGUGGCCCCUUACACACGUGCUGUAUCAGCGCGAACUGAUGUCUUGCAACACAUCCCCGACGAUGGCUUACUACCUCCCAACAUCUUCCAGUCGAUCAAAGAAUUCGGUCUGGCCACCACGCCAACCGUCGAAAUCUUUAGGCGCGCCUACACAAUACAGCCAGAGAUCCUCCAGGUCCUCCGCGGAAACAACAGUGCCAAUGCGUCAUAUGAGCAUGUAAUUACUAAUGUGAAACAACUGCACGCUUCUGGGAUACCGAUACUAACCGGCACCGAUUCCGUCGGCAGUACGUUCCCUAUCAUUUACUUUCCAUUUGGUGUGUCGCUGCAUCAGGAGAUGGCAAACCUCGUGGAUUUUGGCAUGACCCCGCUCGAGGCUUUACGCGCCGCGACGAUUGUCCCAGCCACGGUGCAUAGGUUGAAGGAUAGGGGUGCGAUUAAACCUGGUCUGCGCGCCGAUUUGAUUCUGCUGAAUAGCAAUCCAUUGGAGAACAUCACAAACACUAGGGACAUUGCUCGGGUUUGGGCUGGGGGUAUAGAGUACCCUAACGUUGCCCCGAAGUCUGCCACAGGUUAACAUUUAGGAUAGGGGAUGAUAUCGAAAAGGGGGAUCUCAAAUUCAACUACCUGUCCUUCAAUUGACUUAUAUUUUAGUGGCAUUCCCUUAGGAGUUUUUGCCUGUAUCUUCCUACACUUCCUUUCUACGCAUAUAUUGAAAUAUCUACCUAGUCACCUGGACACGUUCGUCUCAUUAGUCACCUUGAACACAAUUACGCCGAGAUAUAUGAUUCGUUAUUCUU
Messenger RNA from Annulohypoxylon truncatum, 1920 nucleotides. RefSeq lists its product as uncharacterized. The record is from RefSeq and is a predicted model, not a curated record. The transcript has a single exon. The coding region runs from base 450 to 1697 and encodes 415 amino acids. Gene Ontology annotation, molecular function: hydrolase activity, acting on carbon-nitrogen (but not peptide) bonds. Lineage: Eukaryota; Fungi; Ascomycota; Sordariomycetes; Xylariales; Hypoxylaceae.